This is a messenger RNA of Pocillopora meandrina, 2706 nucleotides long. NCBI's taxonomy places the organism in Eukaryota, Metazoa, Cnidaria, Anthozoa, Scleractinia, Pocilloporidae. The record is from the annotation of a GenBank genome assembly.
CCAAGUUGCUUUUCAUUAUUUGGCGAAUCGAUAAAUAAUUAUUGAUUUUCGCAAAGGCAGUUGUAUGGCGAAUUAGGCGUCAAAAUUAAGAAUUAAAUGAAAGCAUCAAAGGAGUAAAUUUAUUUAACAAAAACUUCAGAUUCCAAGAAAAAAUUUCAUCUUUAUUAUAUUCACUCGUUUCGGGUGAAAAUAAAUCUCGCUUUGAUCUUUCGCGUUCUGUAAUGGCAGAAUCACAAAACCGGCAGAUUCUUCAAGAUCUUCAGCAAAAACGACAGAUGCUUUUGAAUCAAGGGCAAGGUGUUAUAGGGUAAGUGUGGAAAAAAAAAGUUUUUUUUUAGUACUAGUAUUCUUCUGGUUAAAAUUUUAUAGUUUUUAUAGCAUAGGGAGCAAAGAUAAAAUGCAAAUUACGUUGUUGAAAUUCUGUGAUGUCAUCUUUUUUCCUCUCUAAGGCUGUUCACUGUUUCAUUGUCAGUAAUGAAAGAUCAAAAGUUUAGAACAUUUUAAGAAAUAUUUGAAAUGAUAUCUGAUAACUGAUGGUUAACGUUUUCCUAAGAAAUAUCGAUUUGUUUCCUCUGCCACUCCUGAAAGGGAAACUAGCACAUGAUAGGUAAAUAAAAGACACUUUCAAUUACCUUAGUGCAAAGAAAAUUUUACAUGCUAGAGGAACAUUGGCCUCCAGUCCUGCUUCAUUUUUCCUCUUUAUUUAUUUUUUGUAGGCUAGGUUGAUAUAAAGGGCAAUUUAUUGGUUGAUAUAUUGGCUGAAAAGCAAUCAGUUAUUUGUUCAGAGCUUGUCAAAUGUCAGGUGUUAGUGGGCCAGUAAUAAUGGAAUGAUAAACUCUUUACUGUAGAACAACACUUAACACUUAACCUACAGUUAAUAAUGGUGAUAGGACUGAGGGAGUUCAAUUUGGUCUGCGAUCAUACAAGUGAUAAUUAAAACAAAAUUGGAUGACUACAAAGCAGGAGUCCAAUUUGUUAAUCACGAGUAUGAUUACAGACAGAAUUAUAUGACAUGAAGUCCUGUUACCAAUUAAUCAAAACUAUGACAAAAUUUGAGGAAGAAACUAGACAUUGGUUAUAUGUUUUCAGAAGAAAAAAAACAAGAGUUAACCCUGCAAAAUGGUAGACAACACUGCAUGCUUAAAGGGCUAACCAAUGAUGGGUUAAUAGUCAAUAAAUAGGACAGACUCAGCUAUAUUGGCAAACUGUUAACCAAAUAUUGGCCACCACAUCAAUAUGACAAUCAACUGGCAUAUUUAGGGCGUGAAAUCCCUACCUGCUGAAAAUUGAGUUUUGGAGAUCAGAAUUUUAAUGCUAUAAACCAGCACAUGUGGAGCCUUGAAAACAUUUGGACAAUCUUCUGUACACUCUGCUGGUGUUUUAUCUUGAGUAGUGUUAGUUUCUAUCAAAUAUGGCCAACAAAUGAUAAUGACUGAAGACAAUCCUACCCCUGAAGGAUUCAGUGCCACCUAGAGAUUAUUUUAUUUUAAAAUUUAUUUUUUUCAAUUCCAGGUCAAAUCUCCCCUCGAACCGCUCAAUAGGACCAGAAACUUCCACUGCUCCAGUUGUAAAACUACAUGACACCCCAGUAAGUGCUCUGCCCAAUGCCAUUAAUUUUCAAAUGUAAAUUAAAUAAUGAACUCUAUGCUUUCAUUGACAGGUCAUUCGCAACCCAGCUGACAUGUCAUUGAGUCAGCGGCAGGCUCUUGAGGUAGGUAUAUACCUUUGCAAAGAAAAAAUAAUAUGAUUAUUUUCAGGGGGAGUGAGUCUCUCAAUGUUAAUAUUUUAAGCAAAUAUUACUGAGUGAUAUCAAGCACAAUAUUAAUAAAAUUAAUUGUUCUGAAUUCUUUUUUGCACAUAACUGGAUGUAAGUCCAUUAUUAAUAAUAUUUUUCCAAACUGAAGUCAAGUGUUAAGACCUUGUAUAGGCCUGUGUGGGGUCUUUGGCUGUGAAGUGAGUUGAUGCAAAGUGGGAUUAUGGUGAGGCAAAGACUGCCUUUUUUUUCAGCUGCUUUUUCACUUGUCUUCACUGACUGAUUGCAACAACCUGGAAUUGGCUAACUCUGCCUUCAAAAGUAAUGAAGACAAUGGAAUCACAACUUAGACCGCAAUAUAAUUAAGUUAUUCUUAAUCAUGAAUUCAAGACACAACAGUGCCUUUCUCUCAUGCAGACAACUACAAAUUCUUCAUUUUUUCAGUAAAAAAUUUUUCACAUUCAAGUUCUUGAUUGAGACAUUAGUAAUAGCAUUUUCUAUGUUAAAUGUCCUUCUCCAGACCCUCCAUUUUGACAAAACCAAACUUUCUUUUCUUUCCUCCAGCAUGCUAAUGCAACAUCAUCUGGAUAUUUCAUAUCUCAAGACUCAGCCCAUGGAAAUCUUAUUUUACCUGUUUUACCAAGAUUUGAGAGCGACCAAUGAUGAGAACAUGAAACUUUGGCAAAACGCAUGGAACUCAGUUGAAGUAUUGAUCUUAAGUGACUGACUUUCGAUGUAAAGUAGACACCAAGCUCUUUGUGGCAAGCUGGUGAAUGGGAAAACUUUAGAGUUUGUUGAAGAGAAAGAUCUUUCUGAUUAGCUCUGAAAUGUGCUCCAAUAUACUCUGCCUCCAUCCCUGUGCAUUUGCUUAUUUGGUUUCAGAGAUGAGAUGGCCUACAGUAGUCAUUCAGGAUAUAUGUACUUAAACAGUUCAUCAGUCCCUAUUACUCUAA